CCGGAGCAGCAGGUGACUCGGAGGCAGGACAGCGACCUCGGUGCACCUGGGCACGGUUGAGGGAGAAUAAGACUCUGCAGUGCAACGAAGGCUGAACCGCAGGCCGUGGGCCUCAUGGGGGCGAGUUCGUCCUCGAACAGAGAAGAUCCUGAGCCCCAACCUGGAGAUCUGAUUGAGAUUUUCUGCGGUGUUUACGAGCACUGGGCCGUGUAUGUGGGAGAUGGUUACGUGGUGCAUGUGACUGACGUCGGAGGUGGUGGGCGUUCAGGAGUGAAUUUAUCCGGGUCUGUGUUGGGCUUGAGUUCCCGAGCUAUGGUGAAGAAGGACCUGCUGUCUGAGGUGACUGCGGGACGCCGGUACAAGGUCAAUAACAAAUACGAUGAAGAGAUGGGGGCACGGCCUGCUGCGGAGAUCGUCCAAAGAGCCUUGACAAGUGUGGGGCAGGAGUGGAACUACAACCUCAUGCUUGAGAACCGCGAGCACUUCGCCACAUAUAUGCGCUACAGAAUUGCCCGCUCUCACCAGGUGUGUCCCCAUCCCCAGCACUGUCCCCACUGACUGUGCUUACAGAG
Molecule: messenger RNA, 572 nt
Organism: Sorex araneus (European shrew)
Lineage: Eukaryota; Metazoa; Chordata; Mammalia; Eulipotyphla; Soricidae
Product: phospholipase A and acyltransferase 3-like
Exons: 4
Coding region: 115-558 (147 amino acids)
Biological process (GO): N-acylphosphatidylethanolamine metabolic process
Cellular component (GO): cytoplasm
Molecular function (GO): A2-type glycerophospholipase activity; glycerophospholipid phospholipase A1 activity
Source: RefSeq, a predicted model, not a curated record